Chaetura pelagica (chimney swift) is the source of this 648-nucleotide messenger RNA. It is a transcript of the gene GPX3, whose product is annotated as glutathione peroxidase 3 (plasma). Gene Ontology annotation, molecular function: glutathione peroxidase activity. The annotation marks the transcript as partial. The transcript has 5 exons. The record is from RefSeq and is a predicted model, not a curated record. Gene Ontology annotation, biological process: response to oxidative stress. NCBI's taxonomy places the organism in Eukaryota, Metazoa, Chordata, Aves, Apodiformes, Apodidae.
GGGCUCGUCCAGCCGGGGCAGAGUCAGGAGAGGGAGAAGGUGAAAUGCUACGACUCGGUGCCGGGCACCAUCUACGACUAUGGGGCCCUAACCAUCGAUGGGGACGAGUACAUCCCCUUUAAGAACUAUGCAGGGAAGAUGGUGCUCUUCGUCAACGUGGCCACGUACUGAGGCCUCACCCUGCAGUAUGUUGAACUGAAUGCACUACAAAAUGAGCUGGGGCCCUACGGGCUCGUCGUACUGGGCUUUCCCUCUAACCAAUUUGGGAAGCAGGAACCUGGCCAGAACUCGGAGAUCCUCCCUGCCCUGAAGCAUGUCCGGCCAGGGGGUGGCUUCGUCCCCAACUUCCAGAUCUUCCAGAAAGGGGAUGUUAAUGGAGCCAAGGAGCAGAAAGUCUUCACCUUCCUGAAGAACUCCUGUCCUCCAGUGGCAGAGGAGUUUGGGAACCCCAAGAACCUCUUCUGGGAGCCUCUGCGGAACCACGACAUCAAGUGGAACUUUGAGAAGUUCCUGGUGGGUCCUGACGGUGUGCCCGUCAUGCGCUGGUACCACCGCGCCAACAUCGCUGUCGUGAAGAACGACAUAAUUGCCUACAUGAGGGAACAGCAGCAGCAGCAGGAGCAGGAAAAACUGCCGGAGCCAGCCUGA